AUGGGGGCUGCGACGGGCACCGGCUGGGAGGAGGGAGAGUUUGAGUUCAAGUUGGUGUUUGAGGAGGACCCGCCGAGGCAGAGCCAGGGACCGUCCCCGGUGCGCACAGCCGAGCCGGAGAGCUCCGGACCCGGGGAGGAAAGUGAAGUCGCCUUGCUGCACCUGGACUCCGGCAACAGCAGCAGCAGCCUGGUUACAGACAACCACCUGGCUGCCACUCAUGUUGGCCACUCAAUCAGCAUCCCUAGCCCACCACCCUCAGCCAAUCAGCGGGCUGGGAUGCAUUCCCCGCCUCCACGAAGGGCCCCAGUCAGAGAGUUCAGUGGGACCUAUGAGAGCCUGCCGGCACGCUCUGUACAGGUUUCAGAGUCUCGUGUGGUCGAGUGUCCGAGCAUUCAGAUAACCACCAUCUCACCUGAAGAUGACCCAUCAACCACCAUUUCCAGUUACUGGGACAUGGGGGGCGGAGGUGGGUGGGACCGCGAGCGCCUCUACCUCCCCCUGCUGGACCCCUUUUCCUAUCGUGACAGAUGCCCCGGCUCCCUCAGCCCCAGCCCCGCCUCCAGCCCGUCCUCCCGCGGCUGGCUCAGCCCAGCCUCCAGCUGCGACUCCCUGUUGGUGGAGGAAGAGGAGCUCAACGAGGCCACAAUCAAUUUCGGGCUCUCGCCAUCCUCGAGGCCUACUUCGCCAGGGGGUAAGAAGCGUAGAAACUCCCCUCUGGCUUCCCCCUGUACUUCACGGAGGGGCAGUUACUCGGAUGAACUGCAGGGGUGCAACCUGGAGGGCGGAGACUCCUCCCCUCAGUUACAAGCUCUGCCCAGCAGCUGUGAGCUCAGCAUCCCUCAGAAAACCAGGAAGACGUCAUUAGAGCAGUUAUCUUCAAGGGAGGUGGAUCAGGAGCAGGCUCCAGGCCACAGCUCCCCCUGCCCGCUGCCAGAGACGCAGCAGACCAGGAGAGAGCCCCCCUCGCUGGGCAUGGACUACCUCUCUGUGCCCCCUGCUCUGGCCUGGGGCAGGACCCGAGCCAGCGCCCACAGUCCUCUGUUCAGGUCUAAUGCCUUGCCGCCACUCGACUGGCCGCUGCCGUCCCAGUUCGACCAGUACGAGCUGCGAAUUGAGGUGCAGCCCCGUCCACACCACAGAGCCCACUACGAGACGGAGGGGAGCCGAGGAGCCGUCAAGGCUACACCAUCAGGGCAUCCUGUCGUUAAGCUGUGUGGAUACACAGAGAGGAAGCCGCUCUCGCUUCAGGUUUUCGUCGGAACAGCUGACGAUCGAUCCAUCAGGCCACAUCCUUUCUAUCAGAUACACAGGGUGACAGGGAAGAUGGUGGGCACCGCCAGUCAUGAGAGCGUCCAGGCGGGGACCAAGCUGCUGGACAUCCCCCUCAACCCUGAGAACAACAUGACGGCACUCAUCGACUGCGCCGGGAUCCUGAAGUUGAGGAACUCAGACAUCGAGCUGAGGAAAGGCGAAACAGACGUUGGGAGGAAAAACACACGAGUCCGUUUGGUCUUUCGUACCCAUCUCCCUCUAGCGCCUCCUGUUGCACCUCUUAGUCGGGUCCUGGCUCUGCAGGUUGCGUCCCUGCCCAUCGAAUGCUCUCAGCGUUCGGCACAGGAGCUGCCCGUCAUCGAGUCUGUCAGCCUCACUUCCUGUUCGGUGGAAGGAGGAGAAGAGCUCCUGCUGAGCGGCAACAACUUUCUGCCGAUCUCCAGAGUCCUUUUAAUGGAGAGAGGGACAGAUGGUAAAUUACAUUGGGAGGAGGAGGCUCAUGUCGACCGUGACAACAGUAAUGAGUGUUUGCUGUGUGUGAGGGUUCCCGCCUACAGCGACAUGUCCGUCAGUCGGCCCGUUUCCGUCAGUCUUUACGUCUCCAACGGGAAGAGAAAAAGGAGCAGCACCCACUGCUUCAAAUAUCUGCCCAUUAUGUUUAAAGAGGAGGACCCGCUGCUGUCCCGGCCCCAGGUGCUGCCUCUCGAUGGGGGGACUGUGUGUCCUGUGGGAGGUCAACCCAGAAUGGACAGGGGCUUCCACGUGAGAGGGGACCCCAUGGCGGACGAGAGAGGCCUGGGCUUCCACCUGCCCCCUUACCCCUCCACCUACUCCCCUCCGUGCCCGACCAUCGGCUACCAGGAGGAGUACUGCUCUAAACCUGAUUCUGCGUCGGAGGAGCCCGGCGGGUCCAGGGCAGCCCUGUCCGAAAGUCACCCCAGCUUUGAGAACCUGGAGCUGGGCUUCACCGAGCUCCUACCCCCUCUGUACCCCCGCGUCCCGCAGCCUCCCUCCCCUUCCCCUUCCCCAUGGCUGGACUCACCUUACCUCUCCUCCUCACCCUCUCCUUCCCACUCCUCCUCUCUCAGCCCGUUCCCAGCCGGCAGUCCCAUCUCCACCUCCCCUCUCCCCCCGAUCCCCACCUCCCCUUACCCACAGUACUCUGCCUAUCCUCAGGAGAUGUGUCCGUCCCCUCCCUCCAACCAGAACCCCUAUCAGGACAUCUGUCCAGCACCCUACUCCCAUUACGAGGGCUGGGACCCUCAGGGAAGGAUGCUGGGGAUGGGACAUGUGGGAGAGAGGGAUGCGAAGAUUCAAGAGUGCCCCCUGGAGUUUACCAACUCUGCUUCUAUGCACCACAUUACAUUUGAAGAAGUGACGGAGUACAUCGGGGAGGACAUCCAGUCUUACCAGUCGGGCUCACACAUGGACAACCAGCCGAACUGAGCUCAGUGCAGCUCAGCGUCUUUCUAUCCCAAAAAAAAACCGCACUUCAGAUGCAUCUUGAAA
This is a messenger RNA of Scomber scombrus (Atlantic mackerel), 2784 nucleotides long. It is a transcript of the gene nfatc4, whose product is annotated as nuclear factor of activated T cells 4. Lineage: Eukaryota; Metazoa; Chordata; Actinopteri; Scombriformes; Scombridae. Gene Ontology annotation, molecular function: RNA polymerase II cis-regulatory region sequence-specific DNA binding; transcription factor binding; DNA-binding transcription factor activity, RNA polymerase II-specific. Gene Ontology annotation, cellular component: transcription regulator complex. The transcript has 13 exons. The record is from RefSeq and is a predicted model, not a curated record. Gene Ontology annotation, biological process: calcineurin-NFAT signaling cascade; regulation of transcription by RNA polymerase II; cytokine production. Bases 1 to 2721 code for a protein of 906 amino acids.